Molecule: messenger RNA, 4474 nt
Organism: Porites evermanni
Lineage: Eukaryota; Metazoa; Cnidaria; Anthozoa; Scleractinia; Poritidae
Source: the annotation of a GenBank genome assembly
UUCUUUCAGUUUGGAGUUUCUUUCGCACAAAAAGGGUUCAAGGUUACUCCCCAGACAAAAUUCACGAAGGAGCCUUUACAAUCGCUAAUGAAAAAGGAAGUUCCGGAUGGUCUGUUCUUUGGAGCGCUGACCAAGUUCGCGGCGAAUUGUGGGAAUGAAACCGUUUGCAAGCUUGGAAAGAUUCUUAUGGGGAAGAAUUCGUGGUUGAAAUUUCAUGGUGGAAUUAACACGGCCGGUGUCAAAGUGGCAGCAGGAGUUUAUGGCAUUCCUAUAAAAGGAGAUUUAAAGUUUAACAAAGUUGAACUGUUCUUGGAGGUAACAACGUUCCUAAUGUAGUGGACCCAUAACGAUGACGAAGGCGAUAUUUAUUAAGCAAUUCUUAAAAUAAAAUAAAACUGGAAAGAGGUUCCUAACUACUUACAGGUUCUACUAGGGCGAUAUGUGACAUUAUUAUACAUUGUACUCACUAGCUGUCUUCUCAUUGGCUCAGAGCCUACAGCUAAUUUUGGAAAUCAGCGCAACCUGCAGAUUAGUUAGUUGUUUGCUAGCAGAUAACUGACUAAUCUGUAGGUUGCGCGCGCAAUGCAUGAUUUCCUAUAACAAUAUCAAUUCGGGUUCCUUGCCAGCGUGUGUUUGUCGUUAUUUUCUUCAAAACAAUUUAUAAUAAAACAACUAUUAGAUUCGGUUUUUGUGAUAUCCUAAAUAAUCAAGGUCUCGGUAAGUUUUAUCAGCCUCGGCCUUCGGCUCGGGUGAUAACACUUACCUCGAGCUUGAUUAUUCCGGAUAUCACAAAAACCUCAUCCACAAAUUGUUUAGUGUCUCUGAAUUUAAAUUAAAAAGGUCAGUAGCUUUCUGUUUCCACUUCCUGUUUUCCUUUUCAUAUUCAAAAAUGAACUUUUAUAGGACCAUGACGAGUUAAAAACAAAAUUAAAGGAAGCAUGCAACAGCGUUACCGUCGUCACCAUGCGUCAACGUCAUUGUCAUUCUCUAAAAUGCCUGUCACUCUUCACGUAGAAAUCAACGUGACGUAGAUCAAUGCGACGUUGACCGGUGGUAUACGUAGGGUAACAAAAAGUUUGCAGUUAAAAGACAUCAUUUUAUCCAUGCAGGUUAAAUAUGGCAGUGCUUCUGCGGUUCCUAAUCUCGGGUUUGCGGUAGAGUUAGACGUACCUGUUAAAGGAGAGGUGAAUGAAAAAGAGGAGGAAGUUCCAAGCACGUCUCUGCAGAUUGGAGGCAAACUAUUCGUUACUGGCGGAGCCGAGAUAGGCACAACAUUAUAUAUGAAUGGAAUGUGGAAAAAGGCAUUUGGUUUAAAAUAUCUUAGUAUUGGAAACAUACAAAUUGGGUGAGGAUCUGACCACCGCUUUUUAUGUUUAUUCUAUGAAAGUAUUAUUAAAAUGCCAUCCCUCCUACACGUCAGAAGACCCUCGAAAAUCCCAUGCAGGUUUGUGGUUGUAUGAAAAGGAUACACUGCCUGGUUUCUACAAUUAAAGAAAGACACAGGCAGAAUUGACCAGAAAUGACAGAAGACUAGUUCAAUCAUAAUUUAACCUUGUGGCACAAACAUUUAUCCUUAGCUUUACUUAGUCGAAACUCAUGUUUCCCAUAGCCCAUGAUUAUAAAAGUUACUAAGCCUGACAUGAGUAUGUUUCGUCCCUGCCACGAAAUGAAUUUCAGACAUGUCUUCUAGUUACUAACACCCUUACAGGCGCCGUCUCUAAAGGAGUAAGCGACUGGAAGAUAUGUCUUAAAUUCAGGUUACCUAAAAUGAUAACUGAAACUUUUGAUAGGCCGACUGACAACAAAAAAUUGUAAGUAUCACUUAACGAUCGAUGUUUCUCUCCAGUUGAGGUGGCAAUAUCACCUCCUUCCAUAUUUAUGUCUACUCAAUUAGCCCUUUUUUGCCUGCAUCGCAUCUGUAUUCAAUGACAUCGAAGUUCAAUCAUCAUUACCAGGCAAAAGAAAUACUAAAUUUGUCUUUAUUUUGGAAUAAGGUUAAUUGUCCUAACACAAAUUUACCAAAUUCACAAAUCACUUAUUAGCGUAGGAAAAUUAAACGCGCCUGCGAAAAUAACCAUAAAGUGUUUUGUUUAGAAAAUUUUUCUUUUUUUAACUUCUCAUUGUUAGAACACAGUGGGAGAUUUUAAUAGCCGGUCCCAUAGCGUAGCAAUCAAAUCCAAAAUAGACUUGGGACACAUAUAAAUUAACUGAGAACGCGCAGGCCGUAGAGUGCGAAACUUAUAUACUUCGACUUCUCCAUUUCUUAGGUUCACAGUAACAUUAGCGGCUGGUGUUCCCACUGAAUUCACGUUUAACGGUCGCUUAGAGAUUGGACACGACUGUGGGGCGGACGACUUUAAAGUUGACGGUCGGUGUUUUGCAGGAGAAGCCUUAGUAGGAAUAAGCGCUAAUCCUGCUAAGCAGUAUGUCUAUGGCGAUCUUUCACCAGUCACAAUAGGAAAAAUAUUGCGCAUGCUCGGCUCCAAACUUCAGUUACCCCCAGCUGUGGAGCAGAGUGGAUUUCCGAAAGGACUGACUGUAAGUACAUGAAAAUGUCACCAUGCAAAAAGGUUUUUCCUGGACGGCUACAUUGGCAAGACCGCAAGGUCUCUUUGUACCCGGAUCAAAGAACCUUGAAACUUCUGCCGUUUUCUCUCACUGCUGUGUGCUAAAUAUAACGAGUCACAACAACAACCCACACAAUGUACGAUCCAAUGAAAACAACGUUAUCAAGUGCUGCGUCAAGGAGGCCAUUGUUAUCAAAUAAAGAAAAACCCCUCUGAAUAUGGAUACGGGACUGGACUACCGGUCAUUGACAAUCCUCUUCUGGGGAUACCUAACAACUUUUCUGUUACGCAACCUGACAGUACUUCGCUGAUGAAGUUCGAGCGACUCGGACGAAGUAUUCGUUUUUAGCCGGUCACAAACUUAUUUGCCCUGAGUCUUGGAAUUUUCUAUACUAAAUAUAUAAAGAAUGGUUAAAGUACCUUUCACUAUAAUCCCAUUCAAGCCUCACACUCAAUUCCAUGCAGCAAGGGAAUAACGAGUACAUUGAAAUACUAUCGUGGAAAUUUGUUGCCCAACAGUAAAUACUUCAUCUUUGCCUUAUGGAUGGAAAAAUUUGACAAAAUAAGUGUCUGGCGGCAUUGUCUCUUAAGACCCUAUAAUGUUCGAUAAAAAUACAGCUCUCCCUAAAAGCUCUUUUUUCUUCUGUUAUAAGUCUAGAAGCAGUAAAGAAGUUUGUUCAAAAAAAAGAUUAAUAAAUUCUAUAGUUCAGCUAAAAGAAAAAAUGUAGUAGCAUGCAUUAUAGAUAAGGAAUUCAGAAAAAUAUAUCCAAAAACUAAAUGUUUUUUGCCGUCAGUAUGCUCGAUUACAUGCUCAACAUGUCAUUUUUGCUAUCAACAGAUUUCUGCGUCUUGGGCCAAUCAAAAAGUCCCUUAUGCUGGUGCAACAAAAGACAUCAAGAAAGGUGUGUAUAUUAAGGGCACCAUCAACAUCCUAGGAUUUGCACCUUCAGUGGAAAUUCUACUGAGUGACGAGGUAAGGACCAGCUGACAGAAUGCACGAUGUCAUGACAAAGUGUAAAAAAAAAUAAUAAAUAGGAAUAAAAGUGGAGGAAAUCCAAGAUAUUAAGCCUUCAGUUACGUCCAUUUUGAUAUCAAUGAUUGUUUUCCCGGAUUUCUUUAGUUGUCAUUAAAUAGUAUGUAAAAUAGUGUGUAAACAUUGUGUAAAACCGCGCUGAGAGGGAUAGAAUCGAGAUUUUCUUUUUAGUGAAUUGUGCAUGCAUAAAAAGAGUGAAAAGAAGACAUUUUGUCGGGAAAGAGGUAACAACUAUCACCAUUUCGAUUAGUGAGCUUGGACGAAGAAAUAGCUUGAUUACCCGAAGAAUUAGAAUCUAUAUUGUAAAGGUAAGGUCGUUACCUUACGACGCAAACUUACAUGACACUACAUAUAUGACCUGAAAAAUACCGGCCAGACUUUCCUUCUACCCUAACCGAACUAUGGUGAGACUUGUGGAGAGAAAGGCCAUACGUGCACUAUAGUCUCAACGGGAUAAUAUUAUGUUUUACAAGUAUUUGUGGUUUCAUGUAUAUAUACAUAGCCUCCUUUGCAGGAUGCUUUAGGCUGUGCACUUAAGGACAUAGACAGCACGAACUGGGCAUGGGACUAGUGAGGGUGGAAAUUUCUUAUCUAUCAUAUCCAUAAAGAUAGCGGCCUUCGAGGAAGGCUAGUUUACUGGAACUACUAUCAAAAGCAUUCAUUGACUUUCUCAUGAACUUACCUAUUGAUUCCUUUUCUUUAUGAUUUCCAGAAAAUACACUUUGAUCUGGAGCUAGACCCUGUCAAGCUACUGGGAGGUGUGGAAGUGUUUCGUUCAUUGACGGACAAGAAAAAGGGUCCCAAGUUUUACCUUCAUGCCAAAAGAAACCCUCUUGAAGCGGAAGUAAGAAAACUUUGGCAUGCUAAAACUUAA